AGAGAAAGAGAGACAAUGGGAUAAGAUACUAAGAUGAGGUACCAUUCAUUCUUAAGAAGCCCAAAAAAGGAGGAGCAGCAGGUGCCGGACAGUGUUAAUUCUUAUGAGGAAUUCUCUGACACUAUCAAAGAUGGUUAUGCCAAUGGAGAGGUUGAUAUCAUGGACGACUUGGAGCGCAUUUGGGGGAUCGAAGAUGGAGAUGAAGACGAUGAGAAGCUACCGAAGGGUCACAACAUGUUUGCUGGUCAGGAUCUUAAUUGGGACUUCAUGAAUUGGGAUGAGUUUCCUAAUGGUGAAGAAGGGGAUGGGGAGGUAGAGAAUGAGGUGUUUGGUGAUUCAGAGAGGUGCUUGUUCGAAGAGGAAAGCUAUUGUAAGAAGGUUGUGAAGAAAGAGUAUGGUACUGUUGGGUUCUGUGAUGAUGAUGAGGAUAUGAAGAAGGUCCAGCUGAAUUUGAACUUGAAUUAUCAAGAGGUAUUGGAUGCUUGGUCUGAUCGUGGUUCUCUUUGGGCUGUGGAUUGUUCAUCGCAUUCUUCCAUGGCUGCUAGCAAUGGCAAUUAUAUGGGGGAGGUGCCAGUAAUGGAAGAAGAGAAAAAUACAAGAAGGGAGGCAAGUGUUCUGAGAUACAAAGAGAAACGCCAGUCUAGACUCUUCUCCAAGAAGAUAAGGUACCAAGUCCGCAAGCUCAAUGCAGAUAAAAGACCUAGACACAAGGGUCGAUUUGUGAAGAGAGUUUCCUGAAGGAUUGAUGAAAUAUCUCUACAACAAAUAUCUCAUCCAACCCGUCGACUUAACCUUUCCAGAAAAUAUCUUCCUCCUUAUCAUGUCUUUAUAAGACCCAAUGAUGGAAAAAAAUGUCUAUAUUUUUUCUUCUUCUGGAAGUACCUUGAUUAAUCGAGUCCCAAGGCUUCUGUAUCUGGGGUCUACUUAUCAUCAAGACAUGAUCAUCUUGGUCCCUUUGACAUGUUAUAGGAGUAAUUAUUUUGUAUAUCGAAACAUUGCGUUAAAAGGUUAAUGACGUAUUUGACAGAUUGUUUAUCUAA
Argentina anserina (silverweed cinquefoil) is the source of this 1040-nucleotide messenger RNA. Its product is annotated as zinc finger protein CONSTANS-LIKE 7. The record is from RefSeq and is a predicted model, not a curated record. Lineage: Eukaryota; Viridiplantae; Streptophyta; Magnoliopsida; Rosales; Rosaceae. Gene Ontology annotation, molecular function: protein binding. The transcript is spliced from 3 exons. Gene Ontology annotation, biological process: regulation of DNA-templated transcription. Bases 34 to 738 code for a protein of 234 amino acids. Gene Ontology annotation, cellular component: nucleus.